Molecule: messenger RNA, 3721 nt
Organism: Diorhabda sublineata
Lineage: Eukaryota; Metazoa; Arthropoda; Insecta; Coleoptera; Chrysomelidae
Product: protein HID1
Exons: 14
Coding region: 272-2698 (808 amino acids)
Cellular component (GO): Golgi medial cisterna; membrane; Golgi trans cisterna
Source: RefSeq, a predicted model, not a curated record
AACUGAAACCAUGAUCGCCAACAUAUAUAUUCAAUCAAAAUAAAAUGCAAAAAUUAGAUUUUAUCAUUAAUUAUAUGCUCUUUUAUUUUAUAACAUGUUAAAAAUUAUGUUUUUUUUUAUUACAAAUAAACUCCUUCAAUCAAAUUAUACCUGCGAUACAUAUCAAACAAAAUAACAUUAAAUUCAUGUAUAGAUGACAUUGACAGUAAUGUAAUAAUGUGUAUUAUUGAUUAAUAUUUUUAUCAUCUUCGAUAAAAUUAACGUUAAAAGUAUGGGAAACGUUGACACGAAAUUAAAUUUUAGAAAAGCAGUGGUUCAACUUACAUCAAAAUCAGAGCCAAUUGAUUCAAGUGAUGAUACCUUCUGGGAACAAUUUUGGUCGGAAAACGUGUCAAAUGUUCAAGACAUUUUUACUCUAGUCCCUGCUAUAGAAAUAAGACAGUUAAGAGAAGAAGCACCCUCUAAUUUAGCAACAUUAUGUUAUAAAGCUGUUGAGAAACUUGUUAAAGCUGUAGACAAUAGUUGUAGGACACACCAUGAACAACAAACAGUUUUGAACUGUGCAAGACUUCUCACAAGAAUAUUACCAUAUAUUUUUGAAGAUUCAGAAUGGAAAGACUUUUUCUGGUCCUCUCUUCCAAGUAAAGAAGAGGAGUAUGAAGAGUCAGUUCCAUUGGCACAUUCUUUAUUGAAUUCUGUGUGUGACCUAUUAUUUUGUCCAGAUUUCACUGUAGUCACAAACAGAAAAAGUGGUCCAGAUAAAGCUGAAGAGUUGUCUGCAAUUGAUAGUUGUGAAUAUAUUUGGGAGGCUGGUGUUGGUUUUGCACAUUCACCACCACGUAACCCUACUUUUGAUUCUAACCGCACUGAAUUAUUAAAGCUUCUUUUGACUUGCUUUAGUGAAACUAUGUACCAUCCACCAGCUGAUAUAACUGACAACCCAAACAAAUGGAUACUGUAUUUAACUUCUGCAGAAAAUAGGCAUGCUCUUCCAAUGUUCACAUCAUUACUAAAUACCGUCUGUGCUUAUGAUCCUGUUGGCUUGGGCGUACCAUAUAAUCAUUUAUUAUUUAGUGACUCUCUGGAACCAUUAGUUGAAGCUGCUUUGCAGAUUCUUAUUGUUACAUUAGAUCAUGACACAAGUUCUUCAACUCCUGCAGAAAGUGAAGAUGUUUCCGUCCCUGAUAAUCUUUUCAUUAAUUACUUGUCUAGAAUACACAGAGAUGAAGAUUUCAAUUUUAUUUUAACUGGCAUUACUCGCUUAUUAAAUAAUCCCUUAGUUCAAACAUAUUUACCAAAUUCAACAAAGAAAGUUCAUUUUCAUCAAGAAUUGUUGGUAUUUUUUUGGAAACUGUGUGAUUACAAUAAGAAAUUCUUGUACUAUGUACUAAAGAGUAGUGAUGUUUUGGAAGUAUUGGUUCCUAUUUUAUAUCAUCUCAAUGAUUCCAGAGCUGAUCAGUCUCGAGUCGGUCUCAUGCAUAUUGGAGUAUUUAUUUUACUUUUGCUUUCUGGUGAAAGGAAUUUUGGAGUUCGUCUCAAUAAACCAUAUACAGCAACAAUACCCAUGGACAUUCCAGUAUUUACAGGAACUCACGCAGAUCUGUUAAUUAUAGUAUUUCAUAAAAUUAUUACAACUGGACAUCAACGGUUACAGCCAUUGUUUGAUUGCCUACUUACGAUUUUAGUUAAUGUUUCACCUUACUUAAAAACUCUAUCAAUGGUCUCGAGCACAAAACUGCUUCACUUAUUAGAAGCUUUCAGUACACCAUGGUUUUUGUUUUCUGCAUCUUCUAAUCACCAUUUAGUAUUUUUCCUCCUAGAAAUUUUUAACAAUAUCAUCCAAUACCAAUUUGAUGGUAACUCUAAUUUAGUUUACACAAUUAUUAGAAAACGUCAAGUAUUCCACAGUCUAGCUAAUCUACCAAGUGACUACAGCGCCAUUACCAAAUCAAUUAAUAAAAAAACGAAAAAAAAAAUGUCUGCUUCUAUAAGUCACGAGAAUAUUCCUGAACAGGCAAUGGAAGGGUCUCGCCCUGCUCUUCCAGCAGAACCAGGAACAUUGAAAGCAACUCUCCCUGAUACACCACAGAUUGGACAGAUGACAGAAAGAGAAUCCGCACAUCCGUCAAUACAACAAGCGGAUGGAUUAACAUUAACCAAUGGAAUGUCAACUUUAGCUGUAAAUACACCUUCUAAGACUGCAGUUACCCUAGGAAAAAAUAGUAGUAGAGGAAUGAAUUCCAACCAAGCAACUGAAUUAGAAGAAUCUCGAAGUUCCUCUCCAUCUGGGGGAUUCAAUAGGGCUGUGAAUGCAAGAAAUAGUUUAAGAGUAAGUGCACCACAUGAAAAUCAAAAUGGGCAAUGGGUACCGACAAGUGAAUGGGUGCAUUCCUGGAAAAGUAAAUUGCCAUUACAGACAAUCAUGCGACUAUUACAAGUUUUAGUGCCUCAAGUUGAAAAAAUAUGUAUAGAUAAGGGAUUGACUGAUGAAAGUGAAAUUUUGAAAUUUUUACAACACGGUACUCUAGUUGGUUUAUUGCCAGUACCUCAUCCGAUACUAAUUAGGAAAUAUCAAGCAAAUUCUGGAACAACCACGUGGUUUAGGACGUACAUGUGGGGAGUCAUUUACUUAAGGAAUGUCGAUCCUCCAGUUUGGUAUGAUACCGAUGUUAAAUUAUUUGAAAUUCAACGUAUUUAAAUUUAAUAGUUAGUUUCAAUGUUAAAAAUUAAUAUAUAUUUAUAUUUAUUUGUACUAAUUAUAGGCACUCAACAGACGUACUUCAUAAGAUUAUUCAUUUCCGAAAAAAAUUGUCUCUCUCAAGUUUGAGUUCUUAAUAUCAAUUUUAAGAAUUAUAUUUUUUUUAAUUUCUAAUACUUUUUACAAUAAUGGAAAUCCAUUUGAUGGCCCUUGUGGUGAGUUUAUGCUCUUCAAAAUCGCUUUAGAAUUCACUAAUAAAAGAAAAAAGAAAAUUGUGUAUUAAAAAUUUUUCAAAUUUUUAAUGCAUUUUGAAUGGUAAAACUAUAUUUAAAUUGUAAGCAGUUAAGAUUGUUAUUAAGAGCUCAAACUGAGAUUUUUUUAUAUAUGUAGAUUCAUAUUUCGCUUGAGCACCGAAAAAACUAAUUUUUUUUCGAAAAUGAAUUACCCUAGUACUUAAUUUAUAGUUAACAAGAUGAUUAAUAUUUUGCAUUUAAUAAUAUUAUUAUCAAAUUAAUUUGUUCUGAAUCAUAUCAUUGAUGUUAAUGUAACUUACAGAGUGUCCAGAUGAAAACUUUCCUUUAAAAGGCAUGUAGAGUUAGUACAAAGACUAUUUUAUUUUAAAAUGAUAAAUCAAUGAUCUGGAGCGAGAAAUAUUGUUUUCACGGUGAAUGUGAUACACAUAGGGGUAACUCCAGUUCACUCAAAUGACUGGCACCAGAGAUUUAUUAAAAAAAAAAACUUGAAUAAUAGUAUACUUUAAGAGAUUUUCAAACUGAGGACUCCAAACUCCCAUGAUGGAGGUUAGAUAAUUCCGUAAUAUUGAUAGUUUGUAUUGAAAUUUUAUGAAAAUAUGUUCAUUUUUUCUGUAAUUUUUAUAUUAUUUCUUCAGAAAGAAACAUACCUACUAAUCAAAAAUUUCUCUUCCAUACAUAUUUACUUUGCUGUAUUAUGUCUGUUGACUGUUGAAAGUAUUUAAAAAUGUAUAAAACCAAAGUGUGAUAAAAUUAAAUAAAAUUGUUUUCU